AUGUCUGCCCCCGUCAAGAACGAAGAGCUCCUCCGGGCACUCCUCCAAACCGUAGAAACCUCCAUCGUGCCCCUGACAGCCCAGGCCGUCACCAACGGCUGCAAGCUCUUCGGCGCCGCCAUCCUCGACCGCCGCACCCUCAAGCCACUCUCUGUCGCCACCAACAACGAGCGCGCCUCGCCCCUGCUCCACGGCGAGAUCAACUGCAUCCAGCAGUUCUACACCGUGGACUACCCCGACCCGGCCAGUCGCCCCAGCCCCAAGGACGACUGCAUCUUCUUCGCCACGCACGAGCCCUGCAGCCUGUGCCUGAGCGGCAUCACGUGGUCCGGCUUCCGGGAGUUCUACUACCUCUUCACCUACGAGGACAGCCGGGACCUGUUCGCGAUCCCCUACGACAUCGACAUCCUGCAGGAGGUCUUCCGUGUCCAGGGCAGCGAGACGGACGAGCAGGUCCGGGCGCGUCCGCUCUACAAUCGCGACAACAAAUUCUUCAGGGCGAGGUCUGUCGCUGAACUCAUCGACACUGUCACAGACGCGGAAGCCAAGGCUGCCCUGCUGUCAGAAUUCGAAAGAGUGAAGAAGCUGUACAAUGGACUCAGUGAAACGUAUCAGAACGGUAAAUCCAAGGGUACUGAGAGUUCAAGUGUAUGGAAAUAG
Molecule: messenger RNA, 660 nt
Organism: Clonostachys rhizophaga
Lineage: Eukaryota; Fungi; Ascomycota; Sordariomycetes; Hypocreales; Bionectriaceae
Source: the annotation of a GenBank genome assembly